Molecule: messenger RNA, 2661 nt
Organism: Dreissena polymorpha
Lineage: Eukaryota; Metazoa; Mollusca; Bivalvia; Myida; Dreissenidae
Product: sodium- and chloride-dependent glycine transporter 2-like
Exons: 15
Coding region: 265-2103 (612 amino acids)
Biological process (GO): sodium ion transmembrane transport
Cellular component (GO): membrane
Source: RefSeq, a predicted model, not a curated record
CACACAUUGUAUAACUACUGAUAAUACUUACCUAAUCUUCCACAUCACAUUUUCACCGAGAAGGCCUCAGAUAUAAUACGCUUUAACUUUGUAUCAAAGCGUGCAUAGCGUGUAAAACAAUUGUGGAUAUAUUCAACUCAUCAUGGAAGAAAAGGCUAAAGAUGAAGAGACAGCGGAUGGUCCCAAAAGUAACCGAGAAAGUUGGGGCAGUCAACUGGAGUUUGUGCUCACCAUGAUUGGAUAUGCUGUGGGCCUCGGCAACGUAUGGCGCUUUCCGUACUUGUGCUUCAGGAAUGGCGGAGGUACGUAUGGUGCUUUCCGUACGUAUACUUCAGGAAUGGCGGAGGUGCAUUCCUCAUACCGUAUUUUCUAAGUCUGUUUUUGAUGGGUAUCCCGAUGUUCUUUCUGGAGCUCAACUUUGGGCAGUUCGCUAGUCUGGGGCCUUUGAAGAUUUGGAGAAUGAAUCCCGCCAUGAAAGGGGUCGGCAUGAGCGUGGUGCUUAUCACGGCGUGCAUCAUCGUCUACUACAACGUUGUCGUCUCUUGGUGCGUCUACUUCUUCUUCGCCUCGAUGACGUCACAACUCCCCUGGUCGGACUGCGAGAACGAGUGGAACACGUGCCGAUGCCGGGACACAACCAUGAAUACAUCGCUUAGCUUCCCUUGGCAUAAUGAUUCCCGGCUCGCCCAGGAUUGUAUUAACUUUACGAAUACAGCUAACAAAACUACCACACCGGCAGAAGAGUACUUUUUGCGCCGGGUCCUGCGACGCACGGAAGGCAUCGAUCACGGCGGCGCGGUUCUGUGGGACGUUAGCCUGUGCAACCUGCUGGCCUGGACCAUCGUCUUUCUCGUGAUUGCGCGCGGAGUGGAGACGCUAGGAAAGGUGAUGUAUUUCGCCUCCAUAUUCCCAUACGUCCUCCUCACUGCGCUGCUGAUCCGCGGGCUGACUCUGGAGGGACACAGCACCGGUAUCGACUUCUACCUCACACCCAAUAUCACCAAACUCACGGAUGCCUCGGUUUGGAGCGACGCCGCCGUGCAGAUCUUCUAUUCCCUGGGCAUAUGUCAAGGAGGCCUCAUCGCCAUGUCCAGUUUUAGCAGCUUUAAGACGAACACUCUAAGAGAUGCGCUAAUAGUGCCUAUCAUCAACUGCGGCACGAGUUUCUAUGCCGGCUUCGUCAUCUUCUCCGUGCUUGGCUUCAUGGCGGACCGAAAGGACACCUCCGUAGCCAACGUGGUCGCAGACGGUCCCGGGCUGGUGUUUAUGGUGUACCCGGAAGCGCUCGCCCAGAUGCCCGUGGCGCCGCUGUGGUCAAUACUCUUCUUCCUAAUGAUGACAAUGCUUGGACUCACGUCACAGUUCUCGGCGACGGAGACAGUGCUUUGCAGCAUAAUGGACGAGUUCCCAUCCCUCCGAGCGUCCAGGUUGCGCACUGCCGGCUUCCGGGCAUCCGGGUGUCUCGUCCUAUUCCUGCUGGGCUUGCCCAUGACAACCGAGGGUGGCUUCUACCUGUUUUACCUGAUUGACAAUUACGUCGGAGGUCUACCUCUGCUGUUCGCUGGAGUAUUCCAAAUCAUCGCCGUCAUUUAUGUUUAUGGUGUUGGCAAAUUCAAGAAGGACAUAGAGAUGAUGCUGGGAAAGCGGUUGGUGACGAAGGUCGCGCUCGCUUUCUUCAUUCCCAUGUGGUGUUUCGUAACUCCUGCCUGUCUCAUGGGUGUGAUCAUAUUCAAGUGUGUGCAGCUCAAACCCUUGGCCAUGGAAUCUUACGUCUAUCCGGAUUUCGGCAACGCCAUUGGUUGGAUCUCUGUUUCCGCGUGUAUAUUAAUUGUGCCGGGCUGGUUCAUUGGUUACUAUUGCUAUAUGGGCGGUGGACGGCUGCUCGCGGAAGUGAACAGCCCGAAGAUGAAGUGGGGACCAGCCAACCCCGAUGACAGGGGAGAGAGAUACAAGCUGCCCGACUACGGGGUGUACAGCCGAGACAUAAUGGAAAACGAGAGCAAGGUCACGCCUCAUCAAGUUGAGCCUAUCCUGGGCGUGGACAGUAGAGUGGAGGGGGAGGCAGGGGCAGGGGCAGAUAACCUGGCAUACAAAGAGACUUAACCAGUGUCAAUAUAUUCAUACUCCUGAUUUAAUAUCACAUUAACCCAUUUAUGCCUAGUUGACUCUCCCAUCCUUCUAAAUUGGAUCAAUUUAUUUCCAAAAUUAGGGUAUCUAGAAUAUUUAUUUCUAUAUUUAUAAUAUUUCUUACAGAAAUUCCAUUAAGCAAACAGCGCAGACCCUGCUGAGACGCCGCAGCACGUAUACGCUCAAUAUAAACGAAGUUUUCAUAAUCGAUGUCAAGAAUUUGUAAGGUCGCCGUGGUAUUAUGAUUAUGGUGUCCGCCUAGCGACCGGCAGAUCACGGGUUCGUUGUUGACGUUGUAGUAGUUCAAACAUAUACCUAACAUGAUUUCACAGAAUCCAUCAUUUAUUUACAUGUACUAUGAUUUUGUAUUGGUUGUUAAUAUGAAAAAAAAUAUGAUUGAAAAUAGUUUUGUUACAUGCAUAUUUGGAUAUCCAUGUAUUUUAGUACUUUGUCUACAAUCUUGCUUUAUAUUUAGUUAUAUUGUGUUUUACGUAUAUUCAGUGAAAAGUAACAAAUAAAUAAAUUCCAGCGUCA